Molecule: messenger RNA, 1752 nt
Organism: Aspergillus mulundensis
Lineage: Eukaryota; Fungi; Ascomycota; Eurotiomycetes; Eurotiales; Aspergillaceae
Product: MFS transporter
Exons: 7
Coding region: 1-1752 (583 amino acids)
Biological process (GO): xenobiotic detoxification by transmembrane export across the plasma membrane
Molecular function (GO): fluconazole transmembrane transporter activity
Source: RefSeq, a predicted model, not a curated record
AUGUGGGACGCAAUCCGUGAUUCGCCCUUUGGGCUUACAGUUCGCUUUUUCAGCAAGAACAAGCGACUGCAGCAUAUCGAGGAGACGGAUACCUUCCAGCAUCCAUAUUAUCCUGCAGUUGCGGGCGAUCACGUCCAAGACCUCGAAAAGGACACGGAGGAAGAGACCACCAGCAGAUCGUCAUCGUCAACAGAUCUCGAACGAGCCGAUACAAAUCUCAGCAAGGACGAACUCGACCAGAAUCUCAUUGAACGCCUAGUAACUCAACAGAGCUACCACGAGCUCGCGAAGAACCAAAGCAGGCCGAUCAAACCUACCCAAACGUCGGAUGGACUAAUUCUGGUGGACUGGUAUACGACUGACGACCCUGAAAAUCCUCAGAACUGGAGCCCGCUCAAGAAAGCAUUUGUCUCUUUUGUUAUAUGCUUCUACUCUUUCGUCGUCUACUUCGGCUCGUCGAUAACUGUCGGUGCUGUACCAGAAAUUGUCGAAAAGUUUGGUGUGAGCAUUGAGGUCUCGUCGCUGGCUUUGGCACUCUACGUCUUUGGCUAUGGACUGGGACCAUUGUUGUUUUCGCCCAUCAGCGAAAUGACGGCAGUGGGCAGGAACCCUCCGUACAUCAUCACCCUGUUCCUCUAUACAAUGCUAUGGAUUGGUGCUUCAACAGUCCAGAACUUCCCUGGUUACCUCGUUCUUCGCUUCUUGACUGGCUUCUUCGGUUCUCCUGCGCUUGCUACUGGAGGAGCUUCUUUUGGUGACAUGUACCCUCUAAUCAAAGUUCCAUACGCACUCGUUCUCUGGGGAGCUGCCACCGUCUUCGGACCCGCCCUCGCCCCCGUUGUCGGUAACUUCAGCGCCCCAGCUAAGAACUGGCACUGGGUAUCAUGGGAAAUGCUCUGGCUCAGCGCUCCCGUCGUGCUCAUCUGGUUCUUCUUCGUCCCUGAAACAUCAGCAUCCACAAUACUCUACUAUCGAGCUCGCCGUCUUCGCAGAGUCACAGGGAACGACAAAUACCGAACAAAGGACGAGAUCAACCAAAUCACCAACAAAACCACGACCAAGUCAAUUGUUUACGACGCCAUCAUGAAGCCUGCUCAGAUAAACAUCCUCGACCCAGCGGUUCUGUUUUCGACCGUCUACACAAGUCUUAUCUACGCCAUCUUCUACUCCUUCUUCGAGUCGUUCCCGCUUAUCUUCGAGGCUAUUUACCACUUCAAGUUCGAGCUUACCGGGCUUCCCUUUCUUGCUGUUCUUCCUGCUCUUGCCAUCGCGGCAACGUUUAUCAGCCUCUACUGGUACUACUCUGUCGUCCGGCACUUCCCAGCAAGAGGCUUCGAAGCCUUCGGUGCCCCAGAACGUCGUCUCGUCCCUGGCCUGGUAGUCUGUCUUCUCACUCCAAUUGGGCUGUUUAUCACUGCAUGGACCUCCCGCCCAUCCAUCCACUGGAUCGUCCCCAUAAUCGGCCUAGCCCUAAACAUAGUUGGGACAUUUACGGUGAUAGUCUGCAUGCUUCAAUACCUGGCAUUCACAUAUCCGCGCUACGCAGCCUCGCUAUUCGCCGCAAACGACUUUGCGCGCUCGAGUCUAGCCGCUGGCGCCAUUAUGUUUUCGCGCCCUAUGUUCUUGAACCUGGGCAUUGCUUGGGGAAUUAGUCUGCUGGCGCUCUUGGAUGUUGUUUGUUGUGUGCUGUUGUUUGGCCUGUGGAGGUAUGGGGGCGUGUUGAGGGGGAGGAGUAAGUUUGCGGAGGCUUAG